GCUGGGUUCAUUUACCCUCGGACCUGAGCCAGUGAGCUUGUUCCAUAAUAUCCGGGGACUGCAAAGCCAACAUGACCAGUGGGCGUUGUGUAUUUGUCGUGUUCUCCCUCCUCCGUGUGUCGCUGAGUGUGGAACUGACAGGGCUGUAUGGCAGCUUCACCUCCCCCAACUUCCCCCAGCCAUACCCUGACAACCAGCACAUAGCGUGGAACAUCAGCGUCCCAGACGGUCACAGGGUCAAAGUCUACUUCACCCACUUCAGCGUGGAACCCUCCCACCGGUGUGAAUAUGACUACAUCCAGGUUUUGGCGGAGGGAAAUGAAACCUUGCGGUUCUGUGGCGAGGAGGAGAAGAACUACGAAAGCGCUCCGAGGAACACCGUCAUCCUGUCAGCCGGAAACCUCAUGUCAGUGGUCUUUAGGAGCGACUACUCUAACGAGGGCCGAUUCACGGGCUUCCGAGCGUUUUACACUGCAGAAGAUAUCAAUGAAUGUCUGUCCAAGAUUGAAGAUGAGAAAGCUUGUGACCAUUUCUGCCACAAUUACAUCGGUGGGUUUUACUGCACGUGCAGACGAGGAUACCUUCUACACGACAACAAAAGAACCUGCACAGUGCCGUGCCACAGCCAGGUGUUGACCUCACCAUCGGGGGUCCUGACCAGUCCCGGCUAUCCGAACCCUUACCCUCCCUUGAUUCAAUGUGACCACACCAUCCGCCUGCCAGAGGGCUACAGGAUAAUCCUGGACUUCCUGGAAACCUUUGACGUAGAGGGACACCAAGAUGUCCCCUGUCCAUAUGAUAUGUUGAAGAUUUCGACAGCUGGACAGGAGUACGGACCCUUCUGUGGAUCAACCGCACCAGCCCGCAUCGACACAGGAAGUUACCAAGUGCAUGUUAGGUUCAAUUCUGAUACUGGUGGCAAAAACAAGGGGUGGCAGAUCAAGUACACGAGCAGGCUGAAUGCCUGACUUUAACUUCAGACUGACGGCUUGUUGCCACGGACAUUGUGCAUGUCGUUAUACACAACCUGAACAUUUUAUGGUGACUUCUACGGUGGAGCAACUUCACAUAACCAUAAUUUUUGUGAUGAAGUUUGGAUAUUGUGUUCAGGCUAGCAGAUGUCUUUUCUUAAAGGAGAUAUAUUUGCCUAAUUUCAGUUCAAAAUUUUUAUUUUGUUCUUAUUUGAAAAGGUUUACAUAUUCCUUUUAUUAGCCUUGGCCUGAAAUGCUUGGUUUUGAGCAUGGCCACACAUACGUGAACGCAGGUGAAAGAUAAUCACAUGUUUACCGAGGUUGAUCUCUGUGGAUUUGCUUCACCCCAGGAAGUAAAUGUUUUAUUCACCCCCCCUUGCUUGCACAGAAUGGAAGUGCAUGUGACCGUGCCCUUAAGCUCCUGUCUCUUUAAGGACCGUGUGGGAAAUGUCGGUCUCUUGCCGCGUGAUUCUCUUGCAAGGGGGCAUGUCAGACUAACCACCUCAUGUAGGUACAUUAUGCAAAAUCUCACAAUCCUUUGCAAAUCGGCUACAUACACAAGAUACAAUAUAUAACACACUAGAGCCGAGGUCUUCAACAGGGGGUCCUGGUCUUCCCACAAAUUUAAAUGUCUUUAAAUACACAUUAACAUGAAUCCAACAUA
Hippoglossus stenolepis (Pacific halibut) is the source of this 1635-nucleotide messenger RNA. It is a transcript of the gene masp2, whose product is annotated as MBL associated serine protease 2. Gene Ontology annotation, molecular function: calcium ion binding; serine-type endopeptidase activity. The record is from RefSeq and is a predicted model, not a curated record. Lineage: Eukaryota; Metazoa; Chordata; Actinopteri; Pleuronectiformes; Pleuronectidae. The transcript is spliced from 6 exons. Bases 72 to 968 code for a protein of 298 amino acids.